Molecule: messenger RNA, 4138 nt
Organism: Poecilia latipinna (sailfin molly)
Lineage: Eukaryota; Metazoa; Chordata; Actinopteri; Cyprinodontiformes; Poeciliidae
Gene: skila
Product: SKI-like proto-oncogene a
Exons: 7
Coding region: 164-2476 (770 amino acids)
Biological process (GO): negative regulation of BMP signaling pathway; negative regulation of transforming growth factor beta receptor signaling pathway; negative regulation of transcription by RNA polymerase II
Cellular component (GO): cytoplasm; transcription regulator complex; nucleus
Molecular function (GO): SMAD binding; RNA polymerase II cis-regulatory region sequence-specific DNA binding; DNA-binding transcription factor activity, RNA polymerase II-specific
Source: RefSeq, a predicted model, not a curated record
ACAGCGGAUCAGAACCUAGAGACCUUCCGGAACCAUCAUGCAUGUGUGCAGCUACCAGAAGACUUUCAUUUAGUAAAGACUUGAGGGGGUAAAACGGAAACCAGGAAAACAAGGAACAGACGACAGAAGAAAAAGCGAAGGACGAUAAUUCCCACACUCGGACAUGGCCAGCACCCAGACCAGUUUGAAAACCCCUUUUAAAGACUUGACCUCCUUUAAGGGCAACAUGAAGCGGCUGUACAGGGAGCGGAUGGAGGACGCGCCCAUCAAGAAGCGAGUGAUGGCAGAGAUCAAUCUGAAGAGGCGCGGCUUGGACUCCCUCCCAAAACUUCCCAAGGUGAAGAAGGAGCUGAUGGAAGAUCUGACCCAUGAGGCUGAGAUGGACGCCGAGGCACGGAGCGAACUGCACAUCGUGGGCUCUGUGAAAGCCCUGGACCUGAGUCCUGGUCUCAAACACACGCUGGCCCAGUUCACCCUCAGCAGCCAGAGCUCCCUCGGCGGCCCGGCCGCGUUCUCGGCCCGAACGGGCCACGAGAGUUCCCCUGCAGGACUGCCGCCCCUGCCCUCCCCACCUGUUCUGGGAGGGGGCCCUCUCCUGGUUCCCUGCGACAGCUCCACCGAACUCACCCACUCUCUGCUGGAAGGAGAGUCCAUCUCCUGCUUCGUGGUCGGCGGCGAGAAGCGGCUCUGCCUGCCUCAGGUGCUGAACUCGGUGCUGCGGGACUUCUCGCUCCAGCAGAUCAACACCGUGUGCGACGAGCUCUACGUCUACUGCUCCCGCUGCGACGCCGAGCAGCUGCACAUCCUCAAGGUGCUGGGCAUUCUGCCGUUCAACGCGCCGUCCUGCGGCCUCAUCACGCUGACGGACGCGCAGCGGCUGUGCAACGCCCUGCUGCGUCCCGGCGCCGCCCUCCCCACCGACCCCAGUGGCAAACUGUUAUCUCAGGGCCUGCUGAAGGAAAGCGAGGCCAGCUUCCAGGUGGAGCACCAGUGUCUGGGCAAGUGUCAGGGUCUCUUCGUGCCCCAGUUCUACACCCAACCCGAGGCCCCCUGCAUCCAGUGCGUUGAGUGCCAGCUGCUCUUUUCGCCACAGAAGUUUGUCAUGCAUUCACACAAGUCACCUGAUAAGAGGACCUGCCACUGGGGCUUUGAUUCGGCCAAGUGGCCCUGCUACCUGCAGCUAGCCAGGAAGUACCAGGGGACUCCGGAGGAGCCCAGACUCAAGCAGCUGCUGGACGAGGUCAAAGAGAAGUUCCACUAUCAGCUCAAGAGUUCCCUUGACAAAAAGUCGGGAGAGGAAGAGGAGAGCCAGCUGAGGAAGUCCUCGGUGGAAAUUUGCUCCGCUUCAGACAAGUUAGCCGACACAGAGCCUACGAGAAAGGGGAAACCAUCCCCACCGGCUCUGAUGUUCAACCGUCUUUUUACGGACAUCAAGGAGGAGCCAGGACACCCCACCCUGGUCCAUCCCAGUUAUUACCUGUACACAUACGAUAAGAUGGUGGCUCCCAACGUUUCUCUGAGGAGGGAGGCGGAGAUGAGCCCCGAGGUGUUUGGCGCGCUGCUCAAGCAUCACUACAGCCGCAGGAUGCUGGGCCACGAAGAGCCACCAAUGGAUCUCCACGCGUCGCCUCCUGUCACGGCCGGUGCCGAGGAGGCCAAAUCCCAGAGCGUGGCGGCUGCUGUCUUGGCCACUGAGCGGGAAAGCCAAACCCAGGCAGUUUCCAUGGAGACGAGCAGCCCGUGCUGCAAGAAAGCCACCCACAUCCCCUCCCACACUCCUCCUCCAGCAUCUCUUCCUCGGUCUGCGUCGAUGCUGUCGUCGGAAACGGAAGCGGCGUCUAAGGACAUGAGCGCCGCCGUCGCCACGGCGUCGGCGGUCGGGGGUGUGGAGGACGACAAGGACAGGAUCGUCGUGGAGAUCAUGCAGAUGUACAACAGGCAGCAGGAGAAGCUCAACUCCACCCUGCAGAAGCAGCUGCAGCUGGAAAUGGAGCUGGAGGCGUUGCGUGGGGGCGAGGCAGCAAGGCUACGGGAGCUGAGCGCGGAGCAGCGGGAGCUCCGCAGCGAGCUGGAGGCGGUGCACAGCGAGCAGGCGCGGCGGCUCGGACAGGCCCGCCAGGAGCAGCUGGAGCUGGAGAGCCGUCUGGAGCAGCUCCGGCAGCAGGCCUGCGCCUGCGAACCCGGGGCCCAGCGGCAGCAGGAGGCCCACUACACCGCUCAGUUGUCGGAGCUGCGGCAGAGGCUGGAGCGGGCCGAGGCCGACCGGCAGGAGCUGCAGGAGGAGCUUCACCGGGAGCGGGAGGCACGGGAGAAGCUGGAGCACACCAUCGCCCAGCUCAAGCAGCAGAUGGCCCAGUCUGGCAUGAUGGGAGGCAGCCCCUCUCCCCCUCUCACCCCCGCCACUGGACCCCUGAACGCCCACUCCCCUCCCUGCUCUUCCUCCAUGGGCGAGGCCCCUGUGGCCGGCCUGAAGUAACUACGACAUUUUCUUCCCAUCAAUCGCCAACUCUACAGACACAAACAAUUCAGCCUGACCCUCUGCAGGCUCCCUUUCUGAUCCCCGUUUUUAAAAGAUACAUUACAAGAUUUAUGUUUUAUACACAUAUAUAUAUAUAUAUAUAUAUAUAUAUAUAUAUAUAUAUAUAUAUAUAUAUAUAUUCCCAGUCCUCUCUUUAAACAGUAUUUAAAGAUUUUUUUUUGGGCAUGUAUGUUUGAUUUAAUUUAUAGUUUUUAAUAAACUAACAGCUGCUUUAGAGACAGGAAGUUCCAUCACUAUCCUUUCCCGCCUGAAUCAUCGUCCUUCCUGCUCCCUGGUUCCUGGAGCUGAACACUCUGAAUUUUGGACUCCACCGUUCCUUGCUGGUGACACUUUAUGCUACUACCUGGCACGGCUGCCAGUACCUACAGACUUUGCAAACAUGAAGCUCAGAUCCUCAAGACUCAGCGAGUGGAGGAGUUUAAAAUGACAUCUCUCUCUAUAUAUACAUAUAUAUAAAAAUAUAUAUUUUCUUUUGGAGUCCUGAUAAACACAAAUAAAUAUAAUCAUGUUAAAAUAUUAAGUCUUUAUGGAGGAAAAAAGACCUUUACUGUACAAAAGCAGACAUUUGUCAUUCGCAGAUGUUGUAGGACCUCAUGAAAAUAUGCCAGUAAUGACGCUGAUGUUGAAGUGACUGAGUGUGACCUCUCCCCAAAGACCCUCUACACUUCUUGUACUUAGCUAUGAAAUGCUACAGCCUGGAGGGCAGAUUGGUUUCCUCUUCACUCGACCGACCAGCUGCUGGUCUUCCUCGGUCUGGGCGCGGGUCAUUCAGACAUCGAGCUAUGCUAGGUUUUUAAAACAUUCCCAUUUUUAAAACUGCUAAAAUUUCUCCGUCAUUUGGUUCCUAUGGUUCAAAUCCUUUCAUGACACCACAAAAAGUUGUUGAGUGAUCAGAAUAAACAAAAACAUUAUCCCUCUACCGAAAGUAGGCUACAACUUUUCAACCGUUAGCCUGGGCUUUCUCCCAUUGGCCUGGAUUUCUUGUAGAAUUCCAAAACGGCCAAUCAGCGAACAGAAGGAGACGAUGACGUCGUUUUUAUGCGCUGGUUUAGUCUGCCUUUAGCUUUAGCGAUGGCAGCGGAGGAAGUGAACUUAGCCGCUCUGUCCAUGUCGGCCACGCUUCCAAAUAUUUUUUAAUCAACUUCUCUCUUUGCAGUGGAGGAUGGUUGUUUGUAGAGCAAGUAAUUUCCGGUAAGCGUGAAACUUUAGCAAUUGAGUACAAUUUAAAACUUCAGCAGAGUCUACCCCUCCAGUUAGCAAUUGUUUGAAAAUAACCAAAGGUCCAGACGCUGUGUACUGGCUUUUGGGUUUGUAGAACUUGAAAAGUCAUCCUCUGACCAAUUAACUAGAUAUUUGAAAGCUUUUUAUUCACUAGUGAGUCUAUGAAGAGAAGAAUGACAGCAGCAACUAAGCUUACAAAGUGCUUAUUUUAGAUUUUUUCCUCUAAUCUAUGCAAUAAAACCAACGUAACAGUAAAUACAUCUUAUAAAUGAUAUAGCUUCACGGGAGUUUGCCAGUUUUCUAUUAAACAUUGAUAAAAUCCUCAAAUCUCACCACACCCAACCAGGAAACCGAGUUAAAAAAAAAAAAAAAAAAAAA